Scleropages formosus (Asian bonytongue) is the source of this 1595-nucleotide messenger RNA. It is a transcript of the gene sgk2a, whose product is annotated as serum/glucocorticoid regulated kinase 2a. The coding region runs from base 244 to 1347 and encodes 367 amino acids. Gene Ontology annotation, molecular function: ATP binding; protein serine/threonine kinase activity. The record is from RefSeq and is a predicted model, not a curated record. NCBI's taxonomy places the organism in Eukaryota, Metazoa, Chordata, Actinopteri, Osteoglossiformes, Osteoglossidae. The transcript has 13 exons. Gene Ontology annotation, biological process: protein phosphorylation.
GAGUUGAAACACUUCGGAACAAACCGGAGACGAGGGCGAAGGAACGCGCGCCGCGGCCGCUCUGGCUAAUGAUUGAUCGGCGUGUUAAAGCGGAACCUACAGCCCGCCGAGCGCUCGACCUUCGCGGAGUCCGCGGUCUUAUGAGGUGGAACGCGGCGAUGGUCGCUGUUGCAGGAUCCGCGCUGUGGACACGGGUCCCGUCCCACACACACCUGGAGCAGUGAAGUUGUUUCCCUGCUGUGAAUGGAAUGGACAAAUAACAUGGCUCAUUGUAAUGAACCCCAGUCGCCCUCCUCCAAUGAUGUCAACUUGGGACCCUCUGCCAACCCCCAUGCCAAACCUACAGACUUCGAUUUCCUAUCAGUGAUUGGGAAAGGCACAUUUGGGAAGGUGCUUCUUGCCAAACUGAAGUCAGACAACAAGUUUUAUGCAGUGAAAGUCUUGCAGAAGAAAAUCAUACUAAAGAAAAAAGAGCAAAAGAACAUUAUGGCUGAAAGGAAUGUGCUACUGAAAAGCCUGAAGCAUCCUUUUCUGGUGGGGCUCCACUACUCCUUUCAGACUGCUGAGAAGCUCUAUUUUGUGCUGGACUAUGUCAAUGGAGGAGAGCUGUUCUUCCACCUGCAGAGGGAGAGAUGCUUCACUGAGCCUCGAGCUCGCUUCUAUGCUGCUGAAGUAGCCAGUGCCAUUGGCUAUCUCCACUCUCUCAACAUCAUCUACAGAGAUCUUAAGCCAGAGAAUAUCCUUUUAGACUCAGUGGGUCAUAUUGUGCUGACAGACUUUGGCCUUUGCAAAGAAGGGAUGGAACCAGAGGUGACCACAUCCACGUUUUGCGGAACACCGGAGUAUUUAGCUCCAGAGGUGCUGAGAAAACAGCCCUAUGACCGCACAGUGGACUGGUGGUGUCUGGGAGCUGUACUCUAUGAAAUGCUCUUUGGCUUGCCUCCAUUCUAUAGCCGAGAUGUGGCUGAGAUGUAUGAUGGGAUCCUGCACAAGCCCCUUCAUCUGCCUGGUGGCAAGAGCAUGGCAGCUUGCGACAUUCUCAAGGGACUGUUACAGAAAGACCAGCACCGCCGUCUAGGGGCCAUUGCAGACUUUCUGGAGAUUAAAAACCAUGUGUUCUUCUCUCCUAUAAACUGGGAUGACUUGUACCACAAGAGAAUCACCCCUCCAUACAAUCCAAGAGUGAAGGGUCCAGCAGACAUGCAGCACAUAGAUCCCGAGUUCACCAGGGAGACUGUGCCUGGGUCUGUGGGUCGCACCCCUGAGCCUGCCUCCUGCCUUGGUACUAGCAGCUCUAAUGCCUUCAAGGGCUUCUCCUAUGUCCCCAGUGAUGAGAAUUUUCUGUGACGCUUGCCGAGAAUUCUGAGGUGCCUCAUUCAAGGCCUCUUGCUAUUAGACUCUGAAUGGAACUCAGCAGUUUCUCCUUUUCUCAAUGUUGGGAUGAAGCUAAAACCAUUGCUGUUUGGAAGCUGCAAGAUUUACUGUAUCUGUCAGCUCAUCUUUCUCCCAGGUUCUGCAGCAUCUCCAUUUUUAUAUCACUUUUGGAUGUUAAUAUGAUAAGAGAAACUUCACUCUUCAGAAAAAAAAUAAAUUUC